AUGAGUUCUCAAGGUCAACGAUCUUCCAGCGAAGAUGAUUUCAGAAUCAAUGGACGGAUGCCACCCAGCAGCCCGAGCUACGGUACAAUAUUGCGAGGAGUGAUGCGCUACCAACAAUCGCCCUAUGGCACGGUGGGACAGAACCGGGCAUAUACAUCAUUAGUUCCAUCUCCUGGAUGUGGCUGCGAUGGAGAUGACGAUGUUUUUUUUCCUGAUUUUUCAUACCCAAUGCAGUCAACGCCGAUAAUCGGAACACCUAAGCAUGGCCGAUUUGACAGGUAUUAUGAGGGCCCAAUGGCACACUCACAAGGCAGCAACUCGUGGGAUACUCCAUCUCUAGGGAGCUACCGAAGACCGCCCUCCGUCAAAGCCCCAGUAAAAAGUCCCUGCUGGGAGGCCAACUCAAGAGCUGGCUCCAACAAAUACGACUAUGAGCCGUCGUAUGGCGAGUUUUCAGGGUGGGUGGGAGAAGCUUCAUCGUACGUCAGUGGCCAGGAAUCUCCACCACCAUCAUAUACUCCACCAAUGUCCGGCAGAUCCAUGUUGCCCAGUUGGCCGGACUCCCCUGACGGUAACAGAAGGAGGGGUCGUCUAGACAGAUUUGAUCAGACGCCACCCAGCGUUUGA
Messenger RNA from Candidula unifasciata, 627 nucleotides. The record is from the annotation of a GenBank genome assembly. Lineage: Eukaryota; Metazoa; Mollusca; Gastropoda; Stylommatophora; Geomitridae.